GGACGUGCAAUAUUCUCAAACUUCUCCUAAUUCCAUAUCUUGUGCCCACUAAAACACAAAUCAAAAAUAACAAAAAUUCAUGGAAACCGUCACUUGUUGAGUCAGCUGCAGCUUUUGUUGUUCAUGUUACUAAUUUGACAGGACUUGAAGCUGAAUUAGAUAAAAGAAUUAAAAAAUAUGUACAGUAUGGCACAACUAUUCAGCCUUUUAUAGUAUUGGUUGGAAAAGAUUUAUUUUCAAUUCAAUACUGCUAUACAAGAGUCGACGAUCAAUUUUGGACAUUUAACUGUCCAUUGGAAGCCGUAGAUGCUUGUUUGAAGACAUUUAUGGCAUUACACUGCUGCUAUCCAAAAGAAUGUUACGAGUCAUGGAUAAUUCUACAACUACAGCUGUACAACAUAGAAACAAAUUAUGAUCGUCAAUCUUCAGUUAUUGUAUCUUUAAAUAGUAAAAUGAAUACCAUGAACGCAACUGUUAGCAUUUAAAUUUGGUAUGUUCAAUUUUUAAUAUUAUUUAUGGAAUACUAUUUUAUACAAUUUAUCAAACUUGUCAAAGGUAAUUACAAUUGGUAACAAAAUGUACAACUGUUUUUUAUGCUUGAAAAGGCAUAGCUAAAUUUCUAAACUUAUAUGGCACAUGAAAAUUUACCAUAACUUAGGAACUCAGUCGUUUUAUAUGUGCAAACAGCAAUCAUGUUGUAGAGACUUUAGAGGUUUAAAAAGCUUUAGGCAACAUUUAAACAGAAGUCAUCCAUUAGUAAAAUCAAAUUCUGAUAAUGCAUUACACAAUAAUUUAGGUAGUGAAGCUAUUGGUAAUAUCUAUAAUGAUACUGAACCUUCUUCAUUUGCAUCUACUCUUUUUAAUUUGUCAGAAAUGACUACUACCUCUGAUCACCAUAUUGACACAUAUGAAGUUCUAGAAGAUAUUCAUGUUGUUGAUGAACUUAUAAGGACUAAAAACACUGAUGACUUAUUUUUGUUGCCUUUAACACAAAUAUCAUACACAAAUAUUGUUAAGAAGUGUGCAUUAAAUUUUAUUAGUAAACUUAUGAUGAAACCGUCUGUAACAAGUAUGCUUUUGCAAGAAAUAAUAGAUGGGGUCAUAGAAUUAUUUUCUAGUGAUAUAGUACUUGAAUUGAAGUCAAAGAUUAUGCCACUUUUAAACUUAAGUAAUGUCUCAACAAAAUUUGAAAUUGAAGAAAUGUUUAAUGCUCUUCAACAUCCGUUUUUAGAUCUUACAACUGAGCACCUUCGCAUGAAAUACUUAGUUUCAAAUGAUCUUUUCAUCAUACCAAAAACUAUAGUUGUAGGUUACACAAAAGAAAAAAAAACUGUUCUUGGCGAAGAUAGACUUUUAAUGGUACCAGUACAAGGACAUUUUCUUUCUUUAAAAAGAAAUCUGAAAGCUUUCUUUGAACUUCCUGAUAUUUAUAAAACUGCAACUAAAUUUAUGAAUGAAUCCUUAUCCAAUAAUGAAACAAUGAUUUCAUUUUUGGAUGGUUCCACUUGGAAAAAAAUGAGACGUAAUUUUUCAGACAAAAUUGUAUUCCCUAUUUACUUAUACUAUGAUGAUGUUGAAUUAGGUAACCCAUUGGGUUCACAUUCUGGAAUACAUAAAAUGGGAUGUAUUUAUUAUUCAGUAGUAGCAUUUCCUCCUGAAUAUUUGUCUGCCUUGGAAAACAUUUUUAUAGCUUUUUUAUUUCACUCUACUGAUCGAGGAAUUAAUAAAGUGACAAAUGAAAUAAUGUUUUCAUCCCUAAUCAAUGAAUUGAAAGAUCUUCAAACCAAUGGCAUUACAAUACAAGUUGACUCGGUCGAAAUUACAAUAGUCUUUGCUCUUGGUUUGGUAUUAGGAGACAAUUUAGGUCUAAAUUCAAUUCUGGGUUUUGUUGAAAGUUUUAAUGCUAAUUACUGUUGCCGAAUUUGUCGUUGUUCUAAACAUGAUCUUCAUAAAAUGGUACGCGAAGUUGACACUUUAAUACGGAAUGAAAAUAAUUAUGAAACCGAUAUUAUUUUAAACUGUGUGUCUAAUUCUGGAUUAAAUGAAAGAUGUAUAUUUAACAAAGUGCCCAAUUUUCAUGUUGUACAAAAUAUGGUUUGUGAUUUUAUGCACGAUAUUCCUGAAGGAGUGGCACGUUAUGACAUGGCAGUAGUAAUUAAAAAUCUUAUUGAUAAAAAAUAUUUUACUUUGAACCAACUAAAUUCUAGAAUAACUCUUUUUGACUACGGUGUUACAGAACGCAAAAACUGUCCUCCAAAAAUAAAUCAGAACAGCUUAAAUAAUGGGUAGUUAUUAUGUCAGCAUCGGAGAUGUUAUGCCUAGUAAGAAAUUUUGGUUUAAUUGUAGGUGAGUUAGUCCCUAAACAUUCUCAAAAUUGGAAACUAUACAUUUUAUUACGACAGAUAGUUGAUUUAUGUUGUGCGCGUAGAAUACAAAGUGAUUGUGCUUUAUUACUAGAUUCUAUUGUUGCUCAACAUAAUAGACUGUAUCUCAUCUUGUCAAAAAGCAAUUUAAAACCGAAAUUUCAUAUUUUAACCCAUUAUGGUCGUAUGUUAUUGAAAAAUGGUCCAAUAAAGUUAACAUCAUGUAUACGGUUUGAAGCAAAGCAUAAGAUUUUGAAAGGUGUGGCAAAUGCAAUACCUUGUCGCAUAAAUCUUGGUCAUACAUUAGCCUAUAAAUUACAACUUCAAAUGGUUAGUCGCCUUCUUUCAAAAACUGGUUUUCAACAUGAUUUGAAAUUAGGUACUGGAAAAGAGAUUGUUGUCAAUUCUGAGUUUCCAGCACCAUUGUAUAAGUUUCCUCAAGAAUUAGUUCCAGUUUGUUUUAAUGCUUCUUGGCUUAAAUUUAAAGGAGUUUAUUAUAAAAAAGGCUUACUUAUGGUUAUUGAUGUAAAUCUUGAUGGCUGUAUUUUUGGGGAAAUAAUAAGUCUGCUUGUAGGGAAAUCUAGGAACCCUUAUUUUAUACUCAGUCCAAUUUCAAGCAUAGGUUUUGAUCCACAUUACCAUGCAUAUGAAA
Messenger RNA from Myzus persicae (green peach aphid), 3015 nucleotides. RefSeq lists its product as uncharacterized. NCBI's taxonomy places the organism in Eukaryota, Metazoa, Arthropoda, Insecta, Hemiptera, Aphididae. The coding region runs from base 637 to 2289 and encodes 550 amino acids. The transcript has 2 exons. The record is from RefSeq and is a predicted model, not a curated record.